Messenger RNA from Owenia fusiformis, 5485 nucleotides. NCBI's taxonomy places the organism in Eukaryota, Metazoa, Annelida, Polychaeta, Sabellida, Oweniidae. The record is from the annotation of a GenBank genome assembly.
UUCUAAAAUGGCGGAUACAGAAAAACUUUUAGAUGCCCUUUCUCGACUUCGAUUCCAUGCGAUAGAUAGUGACUGGGUGAAGGAGACGUGGCAGCAAGACUACACCAGCCUAGACCCACUUCCUAUUGAAACGGAGGAAGAUUUACAGGAGAAUGGAUACCAUAUAGAGACCCUCUGUGCCACAGUGACAUUACUCAAGCCCUGGCUGCAGGACAAAGAGGGUUCAAGACAAGGAUUCUGGACUGUUCUUGUUGAAAAUGAGCUACAUCACAAAAAUCUCGUUGCCCUACUGUUCUACCUUAUGGAGGUUGGCAGCAAGCGUGUGUCAAGCGUUAUUCAAAAAGAGGCUGGGAUUGUUGCGUCUGAAUUAUAUCUGUCACUUGUGACUGUACCUGGUAGUGGGGCAUUCAAGAUAUUCCACCCCUUGCUGUACCAGAAGGCCCUGGAUUACUUCAAAUCUUUGAACUCUCUCAGUACAUCCAAAAGGAAGCAUGCAUCAUCCCCCAUUCGAAGUAGCCAAACUGGCCGCAGUUCACAAACUGCACGUAGUCAAGGAGGAAGGAGAGGGAAGUCACGACGCAAAUCUCAAGAUAAGGAGCCAAUCAGGGAUGCCGAGGAAAGUGAAGACAGUGAUGAUGAAGAUGAAAUGACUCCACAAGAAUGCUCUAGACUUUCCAGUAGACUAAUGUCUCUAUUAAAGACACUUGUGCAGUUAUUACAGAGUUACUCCCUGCGUCAAUCAGAGCAAAGUGCUCAGCAUACGCUACAGAUCCUUGUGGAGCUCACUAAGCAAUACCCAAGUAUGGUGGACAAUCAACAGUUUGGUAAAACAUUAGAUGUAUCCAGGUGCAAGUCAGUGUCCCAGAUAGCAUUCAUGGGUAUUUCUUGUCUGGCCUCUGAACUACAUGGCAGUGUAACAAGUCUCUGCACAAGUGUUUUCAAGCAGUUGUUGCCAUGCCUACUGAUGUUGCUAGGUGACAACAAAUCGGUUGCUGCUACAACAAUCCCUAGGGAUGUACAAACCAUCAAAGACAAUGCUUUAGCCUAUGUUCUACACAUUCUAGAAGAACAAGGUGAUCGCGUGUUAGCCAGUGCUAGAAUAUUACUGCAACAUUUAUGUUGUAAAGUACCAGAUAAGACAGAGUACAGGACCAGGGUUGCUCAGGCCAUAGUGGACAUUAUGUAUCAACUACCAGGUGGAGCCUAUGCCAAGAUCAUAGAGUGGCUCUAUAAGUACUCCAGGAAUGCAAAGAUUGGCUAUAGAGUGUUUGCUCUUGACGUAUCCGCUGCUCUGUUGACCAACAAGGAAAAAGUUCUCGAUGAUUCUGUGAACCAAGACCAGACGAUGUUUCUCUCCCAUAGGUUCCUUAUACAGAUGAUCCUAUCACGAUGUUCUGAUGUUGCUCCUACUGUACGAGCAAGAGCGAUUGUAGGAUUUGCCCAGUGUUCCUCCAGCAACGAGCCAGGUAUCCGGGCAGCCAUCUUGGAUAUUGUGACCCCAAGGCUUGGUAGGGAUGGCCCUGGGGUGGGGAUGGCAGCUGAUAAGACCCCCACAGGACAAGGUACUACCCCUGAUGCACAAAGAAUACACACUAACAUAGGGACACCUGGGGAACAAACUAAUGCAGAAGAUGCCACAGAAAACACUGUCCGUGAUGCUACUCCAGCUGCUGGUGAAAAGAUCCUUGAAGCAACUAUUGAGAAAACUGUAGAGGGAAGAAUUGCACGUCAGACUCCAGGCUCCAAGUCGAUACUUCUCACUCCGGGCCUAGAUCUUACCCUCCCUGAUGGCCAAGGUGUAGUGUCACUAUUAAGACGUAGAGCUACAGAUGAGAAAGUGAAUGUGAGAAAGGCAGCUCUUCAAGCACUUGAAAAUAUCAUCAAAUUAGACGGGGAACACUUUAACAUCAAGGAUGUGAAAGUUCUACAUGAAAGGUGCCAAGAUCCAGCCCUGUCAGUUAGAAAGCAGGCCCUCAUAUCUCUCACUGAUGUAUUGUUGGAGAUGCCCCAUAACAAACAAAUACAGAGUACAUGGUUAGAUGGAGUUGUUCCCAUGGUGAUGGACAGAGAGACUGGUGCCCAGGAGAAAUGUUUUGAGAUUUUAGAGGAUGUCAUCCUCAGCAACAUUGCUCCACUACACAGAUCGACAGGAGACCAACAUAAAAUGUUGUGGAGCCUCAUGAACAUCAUGGCUUCAAAUGAGGGUGUCGACUUGAGGAGAUUCCUCACAAAGGCAUGUCAACACUGGGCUCGUGUGGGUAAAAUAAAGUCCUCGAUUGUCAACUCCUUGGAGACACACGUCAAUACAGACCAUAAUCCUGGUGUUUGGUUAUUAUUAGCUGAGGUGUGUCAGAGUGUUGGCAAGUUUCAACCAGAGUUUGUACUCACCUAUUGGAGAGACCAUGCUAAAGGGGCAUCAGAGGAGGAGUACCCUGUUGUACAGAGAGUUCUCCAGGUUAUUGGCUCGGUAGCCAAACAUAUCAAAACUGACUGCAUAGGCCCUAUUACAGAUGACUUGAGGAAGCGCUUGAUGAUGUUUAACUCUCCUCCAGAAUUGAUUGCUAUCACCAUAAACACAUUGCAUAAGUUAUGUCAAGCCAAGUCUGAGUGUGUCGAGGAUGCUAAGAAAACCAUGGAUAGAUGGUGUGGGGAUCUGCUGAAAGCUAGUGAUGAAUACCUGUCUACAGCUAUCCUAUCAGAACAACCAGAUGAAGAUCUUAACGAAGACCUUGUCGUGAGACAUUUAUUUACUGUUGGAGAAGUUGCCCAGUUGUGCCCAGAUCGUACACCCAAACGUAUAUUUAUGUUAGUACAGAGCCUGGUUGCAAAACCUUGUAUCACCACUACUGAUGGCAGUUCACAACAAGUUACAACAGCAUCUCAACACACUGAGCCAAUGCUGUCUCAGUUCUCCCAGAUGUCCCAAAUAUCACAGGCAAGCUCUCAGGAUGUCCUGACGCAGUUCAGUAUCAAGUCAUCUAAAGUUUCCAGUAGGAUCAGAGCCCAUGCCUUCGUUACAUUAGGUAAAUUGUGCCUCCAGAAUGAGGAUAUUGCCAAGAAAUGUAUUGCAGCUAUGGCACGAGAACUCGAGACGUGUUCCGAUGCUGCAGUGAGGAAUAACGUUAUUGUUAUCAUGUGUGACCUCUGUGUCAGGUACACCAACCUUACAGACCAAUACAUCCCAAAUAUUGCGGCAUGUUUGAAAGACCAGUCCCCGUUGAUCAGGAAGCAGACCCUAACGUUGCUUACUCGACUUUUACAGGAAGAUUUCCUUAAGUGGAAGGGAUCAUUAUUUUUCCGCUAUAUUACUUCAAUCGUCGACCAAGAUCAGGAAAUCAAACAAUUUGCUGAGUUUUGUCUGGUACAUCUCCUACUGGUGCGCCACCCUACAAUGUUUUCCCAACACUUCAUAGAGUCAGUGUACCAUUUUAAUGCAUACGACCAGCACAAUGUCUAUAAUAAAUUUAGCCAAGGUGAUCGGGAAAAGAAGAUGUUUUCCCUUAAGGGUCCAGAGAACUGUAAGAAGAGGAUGAUGAUCUAUAAGUUCAUGUUAGAACACAUGAAUGAUGAACAGAAGUUCAACCUCACUGGCAAAAUUUGUCAAGAUAUCUUGGGUGGAGUUGUUGAUGGUGUGCUGGCUUUAGAUGCAAAUUCAAAUGCUCUGCUACAAGACACAUUGGCCAUUCUAUGUUGCAAGGAGAUGAAGUUGGCAUCAAUGAAGAGCAAGCCCCAGGAAGACAUAGUAGACCAACAAGAUAUGCAAGAAGCAGUUAUGACUGCUGCCAAGAAAACUAUCAUCACACAGAUUGUCAAGAAAAACACAAUUGAAAAUAUUGUGCCAAUCAUCAUUGCGCUGAAACACCAGUUAGAACAACAUAGAUCUCCAGUGCUAAAGGAUCUCAUGUUAUAUCUCAGAGAAAUGAUGAAAGAUUACAAGAAUGAAGUUAAAGACAUUAUGGCUGCAGACAAACAGCUUGCUAAAGAGAUUGAGUUUGACCUGAGAAUGUUUGAGGAGCAGCAGGCUGAACUUGAGAGACAGAGACAACCAAGAUCUGGGAGUAGCACACCUCAACAGGUCACUCCAAACCAGUCUCCAAAUCCUACUAAGCCUAAAUCUCCAGGUUUAGAGAAGUCUCCAAAAGAUGGCGCCACAGUACCCAUAGUGCCACCUGGAAUAAGAAGCCUUGGGUCACCUAAAUCAAUUUCUAAUACACCAGGAAGACCAAUGUCAAUGUCCACCCUUGCGAUUCUGAAUUCUGCGCGAAAGGCAAUGGAGGUUGCUAAGCAGCGAACUGAGGGGAGAACUUCUCCAGCUGCUGGUGGGUCCCCCAAGGCCACCCCCAAGGAUGUGAUUGCUUCACCCAGGCCAACCACUAGGUCACCCCACAGGAUAUCCACGGGAAGUCUGAAUAAGGAGAACAGACAAGACUCAUUUAAAACCCCUUCAAGGCCAAACACAAGGGCAAUCAGUACCCCUUCAGGCAUGAUAGGGAAUAUCACAUUUAACCCAGCAGAGAUGACCAUGCUUCCCCCUUCGCCUAUUGCCAGGGAAGGCCCACAGAGGAUUGGUAUCAGCUCUAUGGAUAACAUAGGAGAUAGAGUACCAAGCAGUCCCAUGGUAACAGGGAUCAAGAGAUCAGAGAAAGAUGGCAAAGAAGUAGACCUUAUCUGUAUGUUCUCUCCAGAUAAACCCAGCCCUAAGCCCCGUCAAUGGAACAUCAGACCUCCUAGUUUGGAGAAAAAAGCUGCAAAACCUAUCAAAACCGACACAGAUGAUUCAAUAACUGAUGAUGUGGAGUUCUCAACACUUACACGAAAGUCAACUCGCAGUAAAACGCGACACAAAAAGAAAUAAUCUGAACAAUUAUUUUUAAAAUGUUAAUUGUUAUGAACAUUGUAGGAGAUGUAAUUGUGAACUAAGCUAGAACUUAAAAGGUUGGUUUUACUCCAUGUACUCCACCUAUUUCUUUGUUAUUCCCAUUGUGUUGAAAAAAUAUUCAUCAUUAGUAAAUAUUUAAUUUGACAGUAGCCUUGGCUUCUAACCAAAAUAAUCUGUAUGUGAUCCAUAUGAGAUCAUCUGGCAUGGUCAAGCACUUAAAUUGUUGCAGGGGUUCAGAAAACUCAAUGUGCAAGUACAUGUAUAACCAGUUGGCAGAGAAUGGCUAAUAAUGUUAUUUUGCUUAUUAAGUUCAACAUUAUAACACUGUAACAAUGUAUGCAAUUAUUUAGAAAAAAAGUUUUGUUAAUGAGAUACUUAUGACAAAUCUGUGAAUUUAGUUGUUGAGAUUAAUCAAUAAUCAUGAAAUAUUUAUUGACUGCAUCAAUAUUAUUGGUUUAUGUAGGAUACUAGCCUAAUUAACAUAAUAAUUAUCCACAUCUUUCAUUUUUGUUGAUUUUUAUGUUCAAUUGAGUGUUUAUGAAUAUGAAAAGUGACUACCGGAUUUUCUCGCAUAUAAGCCCCUGGGUUUAUAACUGAAAGAAGGGG